Molecule: messenger RNA, 832 nt
Organism: Lycium barbarum (goji berry)
Lineage: Eukaryota; Viridiplantae; Streptophyta; Magnoliopsida; Solanales; Solanaceae
Exons: 3
Coding region: 3-635 (210 amino acids)
Source: RefSeq, a predicted model, not a curated record
AGAUGAGGUACGGAAAGGUGUCCAGACAAGGGGGGAAAAUAACUUGUUCAAAGUGUCAUCAACAAGGACAUAACAAGAAAUAUUGCAAGGUUGUGCCAGGUGCAGAAGCACCUAGCCAAAGUUUACAACACCCUGCAGAAGCACCUAGCCAAACUGCACCUACAAGCUUAAGCCAGCCUACACCUUCAGCAGCAGUUUGUGAUGAUACAACUAGAGUUAGGAGGGUGAAUCAAUCAAAAAGAGUUAGAAGCUCAAGCCAGCCAGCCCCACCUACAGAUACAAGUAUUCCUAUUACAAGAGGAAUAACAAGUCAACUACCUUCUAGAAGAAGACAAGUUGCUGGACAGAAGAGAGACAAGGUUGCAACUGGAGAGGAACCUGCAACUAGCGGACACAAGAGGGCAGCUGAUGUUGGAUUUGGCAUAUACACAAGUACAAGUGGAACUCAAAUACUAAAUCCAGGAACAUCAAGCCAAAGGAUUCUAGAAACUGGUUCAGCUUACAAGGAUGCAAGUCCAACAGGCAUAGACUUUGGUUAUAAAGCUAGAAGAUUGAGAUGGAAAAACAAGAAAGCUGUCACUGGCCCCCAAUUGAAGCAGAUGGCAAACAAGAAGAAGAAGAAUUGGCAGUAUUAGGAUAGGAUGUAGUACUUAAUUGGCAAUGUAAUAUGGCACCAAACAAUUUCUCUUUUUGGAUGGUUAUUUUGGCAAUCUGCUACUUGUAUGUAGCAGUAAACAAUUUGCAGUAUUUUAAUGUUUGCUUUUGGCUACUUGUAUGCUAACUUUGAGCUCAUUCUUGAGCAUGUUAAUAUAUUAGCUACUAUUUGGGGUUA